This is a messenger RNA of Trematosphaeria pertusa, 480 nucleotides long. RefSeq lists its product as uncharacterized. The record is from RefSeq and is a predicted model, not a curated record. Lineage: Eukaryota; Fungi; Ascomycota; Dothideomycetes; Pleosporales; Trematosphaeriaceae. The coding region runs from base 1 to 480 and encodes 159 amino acids. The transcript is spliced from 2 exons.
AUGUGUGUAGUCUCCAAUUUCCUCGAGGAAUUCGGGCUGCUAGCCCGCGCGAUCCCUCACGGAGGACGACGGGUCGGUCGAUGCUAUGGUUGCGGUCAUGAUACCCGUCAGCUGCGAAGUAGUUGUAGGGGCGGAGGUGGGCGUCGGCUCGCUGAGGCCGAUGGUGGCAGUAGACUCGCCCGCGUCACCCUUGUCUGUGUAUUUGGUCAGAGACAGUAUAUUAAGAGGUUAAGGAAAUCGGGACAAGGGAGAUCGUGUAUGAGUGCGGUGGAUGCGAUGCCGGAGAGCAGAAUUGGCCCGACGGCGCACAGACGCAGCAUGUUGGCGAUAGCGAGAGGACCGGCGUGUGUAAGAAUGAGAUGGAAAGCUGCUGGGUUUGAUGCUACGCCGGUGACUGGAUAUGGACUGGAAGAAGGUUGGGUAGCGAGGGCGCGGGAAGAGCUUUUAAGAGUUAGCAUUAGGAAGCUAUGGAAAGGAUGA